Molecule: messenger RNA, 1903 nt
Organism: Trichobilharzia regenti
Lineage: Eukaryota; Metazoa; Platyhelminthes; Trematoda; Strigeidida; Schistosomatidae
Source: the annotation of a GenBank genome assembly
AUGCAAGCUCGUGAUCAGAAUAUUGGAUAUUGGUAUAUUGAAGGCGGUAUUUUGACUUCGUUAUUUGCGUUUCCGCGUAGUUGUAUCACAGAAGACAUGUAUCUAUUCACUUACUUCACUGUCAUAAUCAUCAUUUCACUUUAUAUUUGCAGCGUUUCCGCCUGUCGAAUAAGUGAAGGAGAAAAUAUAGAAAUGAUAACAAAGCUAGAGGAGAAAGGGUUUGUAAAAUCCACCCGUGUCAAAAAAGCCAUGCAGAAUGUGGAUCGUGGUUGUUUUGUUGAGACUAACACAUAUAAAAUUUGUUCAGUGUCAACGAAAUCCGGUGCCAUAAUUCUUCCCCCAUUUGUCGAUGCAACUAUUCUGGAAGCAUUGCAUGACCACAUCAAGAACGGUUCACACUCACUUAUUAUGGAGCCGGGUAGUGGAUACCUCUCAGCUUGCAUAACAUUUAUGUCUGGGAUUGGUGGUAGGACAGAAUCCACUCUGCCUGAUAAUAAGUUAAUGGAAGCGGCUUUGGGGAAUUUUGCAAAGUGGCUACAAUAUACUAAAUAUGCCUUUACAUUGGGGACACAAAUUAUAUUCAGAUCAGUUAGUGAUCACAAAUCUUGGUCAUCAAAUGCACAGUAUGAUGCUAUUUAUUUGCAUAUGCUGGAUGAAAGUAUCAUGAAGGAAUUGAGAGAACAACUAAAAGUAGGAGGUCGCCUAGUUUAUUUGGAAGGAUCUGAUGAUGGAAGACGGAGGUUGAAUGUGAUGAAUCGCAUAUCUGAGGUUACCUUUCUUUUGAAAAAUCUUAUGAGUUUCCAAAUUGUUGUGCCACCUAGUAUUCAGACUACAGAAGAAAGUAUAGUAGAAUCUGGCGAAGCCAGCAUAAUCAGCGAACCGAGCGACUUUUAUUUCGAAUACAUGGAGUACACAUCAACAGAAGUUAAACAUGUUCCAAACAGUAAAGUUCUCGUAUCACUUUGUAUUUCCAUCAUCUUAUUCAUCUCAUUAUUUUGACCAUCACAUGUAUUCAUUGAAUGGUAUUGUUACUUCACAUAUCAUCCAAGUUUCCAUAUGUACUAUGUGUCACCCCGCUCUACUCAGUGAACUACACAACAUCAACUUAUUUUCAACACGUUUUUGAAGGCUACACUGAUUUCAUUAAUACACGACAUCUUUUGUACAUCACUCUACACUUCAGUGUAUAUUGGAAAUUGUUUUGUUGUGUAUAAACAGCGAUUUUAUCUGUUGUGUAUUUCUGCCGAAUUUAUCAUUAUUUACAAAUGUAAAACUAACAUGAAACUGCCUGCCAUGUUGAAUGCACCACAUUCGUGUUUCACAGUAUAAUGUAUCACUGUGUAUUGACUUGCUUAGUAUUUCAUGCAUUCAUUCAUUCAUUAACUCCCCUAUGUAAUGUGGUCAUGUUCACACUGUCGGUGUCUUCACUGCUCGGAUGUUGACUGUGUGAUAUUUGAAAUUCACUAUUCUACUCUCUGUAUGGUGAUGCAGGCAAUAAAUAUUUCUCUAUCUGUUACGGAGAUUGUUGUUUAACGUCGGGAUUGUGUUUACUGAUUUUAAUAGAGAAGGUGAGUGUGUACUUCGCUAACAGUACACGAGUAAUUAAUCAGAAUACACAUGCAGGCAGACAUGAAGUUGGCAUAACCCAUGGCUAUUCGUUCUUCUCCGAGUUGAUUAAAGUUAUUGUGACAUAGAAGCAAUUGUUUAAUUUUAGUCUAUCUCUACUAUUUCCUUCACUAGAAGUUUGAUCGUUUCAGUUGAGUUUGACAUUCAUUUCUUCAUGUUUUGCAGUUUACACAAUUUAUUCAUAUCACUUACCCUCAUAUCGUCAAUAUGCAAAACACGAAAUCAGUCGAUCCAAUGCUUCUUCGAUGAUGUGUAUGAGCUUUCAAUUAAAUACUCU